This is a messenger RNA of Schistocerca nitens (vagrant locust), 1015 nucleotides long. RefSeq names its product superoxide dismutase [Cu-Zn]-like. NCBI's taxonomy places the organism in Eukaryota, Metazoa, Arthropoda, Insecta, Orthoptera, Acrididae. Gene Ontology annotation, molecular function: copper ion binding; superoxide dismutase activity. Gene Ontology annotation, biological process: removal of superoxide radicals. The coding region runs from base 167 to 784 and encodes 205 amino acids. The record is from RefSeq and is a predicted model, not a curated record. The transcript has 5 exons.
UGGACCACGCUCCUGACCACAUCCGUUGAGCGAUAGUGCUGAGCGCAACCGGCAGAUCGUGGUCUGACUGUACGAGAGCUGUACCGAGGAUUCGCGUGCACUUCAGUCGUUCCUUGCCACUCGAUAACAACAGUCUCCAUUGUGAGGAAUUAGCUCAACAAAAAAGAUGACGGCUAUGGUGCUGCGCCUUCUGGUGGUGGCCGCGGUAGCGGCGGUCGCGUUGGCAGAGGAGAGACGUGCUAUUGCCGUUCUGUCUCAUUCAACAAAGAAUGUGAAGGGCAAUGUAACAUUUGUGCAGACAGAUGAUGGGGUUGUGACAGUAACUGGCAUUAUUGAGGGACUCACACCGGGUUCUCAUGGCUUCCAUAUACAUGAAAAGGGAGAUAUUUCAAGCUGUAUUAAUGCUGGAGGUCACUUCAAUCCUGAUAAGGUGAACCAUGGUGGUCCAACUGAUGCAAUCCGUCAUGUUGGUGAUCUUGGAAAUAUUGAGGCUGGUGAAAAUGGAGUAGCCAAUAUUUCCAUUCGAGAUAGAGUGAUCUCUUUGACAGGCCACAACAACAUACUUGGACGUUCUGUUGUUGUUCACUCGGACAAAGAUGACUUAGGAAAGGGUGGUUUUCAAGACAGCCUUACAACUGGUCAUGCUGGCACCAGGGAGGCUUGCGGUGUUAUCGGAAUCCUGUCACCUGUCACACCAUGGCAUAACUCAGCAUCUACUGCAAGAUUUGGCCCUGCCGUUUUCCUGUCAACAGCUGUUCUCCUUGCUGUGUCAUACCUCAUGUAAUAACUGUAUAAAUUUGUAAUGUAAAAACAAUGUGAUGCAUCUAAAGUUUAAUUUUAACAUAAUCAUGCAGUUUUUGUUAAGCAAGUGUGAAUGGAAAUACCUUUAUGUGACAGUUUAUUAACUACAUAAACUUAUUUAAUAAUGUAUAUUGCUGUUUAGUGUCAUAUAUAUGUAGUUAACUUUAAACCUGUGUACAUUAUAAAAUACUUUUAAAUAAAUGUUGUUUCUAUA